Molecule: messenger RNA, 2025 nt
Organism: Protopterus annectens (West African lungfish)
Lineage: Eukaryota; Metazoa; Chordata; Ceratodontiformes; Protopteridae
Product: post-GPI attachment to proteins factor 4-like
Exons: 3
Coding region: 256-1452 (398 amino acids)
Biological process (GO): GPI anchor biosynthetic process
Cellular component (GO): Golgi membrane
Molecular function (GO): glycosyltransferase activity
Source: RefSeq, a predicted model, not a curated record
GUCUGCUAGCUUCAUGUUAUAUCUGGGAUCUGUGUUCUGGUGUUUAAGAGACGAAGGUGCUGCAAGUUUGUGUGAUUAUUACCUGAGACUUUUUUCACUAAGCAGGUAAAAUAGCCAAUUUGCAAGUCCUCCCUGUUUAUUUUUAAGGUCACUGAAUGAUUCCCAAAUGUUAGUUUUGUCCACAAUGUGGAUGCUUUUGUCUGCUGGAUCAUAUUAACAGUCUUGUAAAAUCUAAGGAGAAAGGUGUGACUGAAGAUGGUGUGGUGGAGAUCGUUUAUCAGUCUGUACUGUUGUCGAUCGAGUGCACCUUUCCAGCUAUUUCUGUUCACAGUGGUCACAUUUGGUGUGGUCCUUCCUGUUGUCUGCCAUAGGCUGCUGUAUUCCUACUAUUACCUGAAGAAAUGGUACCUAAGCCCCAUGAGUCAUGACUUCCUGAAAAAGAACCUGAAGGAGGCAGAGGAUGCUGUUCAGUACUUUCAAAGAAUGCACCCAGAAAUACUGCAGAGUCCAAAAGCACAGGACGAACGUUUCCCAAAGCCAUGGUUGGUGGUCACUGUGGUAACAGUCCAGAGGAAGGCUGAGUAUCAUUACCUUAUGCAAGUGGUUGCCAAAUUCCACCAACUUCUCCAGAACUGCAGUCACUGUGGGAGUAAUCGCAUUUUACUCUGCAAUGUUCAGGAGGAGCCAGAACAUAAUGAAGAUGCCAGGGUCCUGAAAAAAUUCUUCCCCACCAUAGAGCGUUUUAAAGACCCCAAAGACUUGCUUGGCUUCAAAGUCAACAGCCAGUUUGAAAAAGAGAAACAGGAUUAUCAGUACUGCAUGAAUAAUACUCUGAGCCGAUUUGAUCCGAAGUAUGUUCUUAUGGUAGAAGAUGAUGCUGUACCUGAAGAUGACAUCUUUAAUGUUCUUCAUCACCUCUUGACCCAGCGAAAGUCUAAGACAAAGCUAGAAAAUGCUUUAUAUAUAAAGUUGUUCCAUCCUGAGAGACUCCAGCGGUAUAUUAAUCCAGAACCUAUGCGCAUCCUAGAAUGGAUUGGAGUGGGCAUGAGUGUAGGGUCCCUUUUAACAUUUCUUUAUUUGAAAAUGUUUAGCAAGCCUGAAAAACUGUGGCAACUUUUCCUUUAUUUCAUGAUAUACAUUAUGCUCCUUGUAGAACUAGUAGGACGUCAUUACUUUCUUGAACUCCGAAGACUAUCCCCUCAGUUCUACAGCCUUGUUCCAGUAACUGAGUGUUGUACGCAAGCUAUGUUAUUCUCAGCACAGUCAGCUCAACGUGCUCUUGGGUACCUAGAUACAGUACAGUGCCAGAGUAGAUUUGCAAAGGAUACAGCACUGUACUCAUUUUUGUGGGAAAGGCAUGAGUAUGCCUUUGUUGUUGAGCCAAAUCUUGUCCGACAUAUUGGACUGUUUUCUACUCUCAGAGGACUGACAAUAGAUCCUAAACUCCUGUAAGUUUAUCAUUGAAUGUGUAUAUAUCCACAUAUGAAUGUGUGUCAUCUCAGAAUUGGCCAUUAAUUGAAGAUGAGCUUCUUAAUGUUCUCCUAGUCAAUACUAGCCCUCACUCUCUGGUCACAGAACCACAGUGAAUCCAGGUCAAUGAUCAUUCCAGAUCUAGUAACCAGUGAGAUUUAACAAAGUGAAUUACCGUGAUACCAGCUAUUGCACUGUAAUUCAAACAGUCCGUCAUACUUCUGCAGGCAGAAUGUGGACAUUUUGUUUUACCCGACCUCACUAAGAUUGCUCAGUUCUAUGAAUACGUAAAAUAAUUUAGGUGAUUACACUUUGACACUGUAUGUUAUCUGUACUUCAUUUCAUUGGAGAGCUCAUUAUGUUUCACUUACAUAUAUCUCUAUAUUUUUCACUAAUUUCUGUGCAUUUCAGGAGUUAUAAUUGUGAGUGAAAACUGUCGAUCUAAUCAGAUGUUGUUCAGAUAUUAUGAAAGUAUAAAUGUUUUCUCAAGUCACAAAUGUGGAAAUUUUAAAUGAUGCAUUUAAGGGACCCUCUAAAGUGGGUGGAAACCUGAAA